UAAGAUUUAUGACCAUCAAUCGCGGUUUCAUUUUCUCCUUUCUCUUUUUUUCAAAACCAGUAAUCAAUGUUCACUUCCUCUCUUGGAUCCUUUUGUUUCCGUUUAUAACAAAUCAUUCGAUCAUCUCUGAAUUUCAAUUGCUGGAGCUUUCUUUCCACUUGAUUUCUGAGAAACCAAGGGGAAGAUAAUUUCAGAUGGCUUCCUCUACUCUAAUCUGCGAUACUGAGCCAUGGAAGAACUUGAGGGCUCACGUUGAGGAUAUUAAAAAGACUCACUUGCGUGAUUUGAUGAGUGACACGAAGAGAUGCCAGUCAAUGAUGGUCGAGUUUGACGGGUUGCUGUUGGACUACUCACGGCAGUGUGCCACUCUGGAAACCAUGGAUAAGCUCUUCAAAUUGGCAGAGGCAGAAAAUCUCAAACAAAAAAUUGGCAGAAUGUACAAUGGAGAGCGUAUAAACAGUACAGAGAAUAGGCCGGUACUUCAUGUAGCUCUCCGUGCUCCAAGGGAUUCUGUUAUACAGAGUGAUGGCAAAAAUGUGGUCCCAGAUGUCUGGAAAGUUCUAGACAAGAUCCAAGUAUUUUCUGAGACAGUCCGCAGUGGUUCCUGGGUUGGAGCCACUGGAAAAGCAUUGACAGAUGUAAUUUCUGUGGGCAUUGGUGGCAGCUUCUUAGGCCCUCUUUUUGUGCACACUGCUCUGCAAACAGAUCCAGAGGCUAGUAAAUUUGCAAAAGGGCGCCAGCUGCGUUUCCUUGCAAAUGUUGAUCCUGUCGAUGUGGCUAGAAAUAUCACAGGGCUGAACCCUGAAACUACUUUAGUUGUGGUGGUUUCAAAGACUUUUACAACAGCUGAAACUAUGUUGAAUGCCCGUACUCUAAGGGAAUGGAUUUCAGCUGCUCUAGGGCCUUCAGCAGUAGCAAAGCAUAUGGUGGCUGUCAGUACUAAUCUUACGCUUGUAGAACAGUUUGGCAUUGAUCCUAAUAAUGCUUUUGCAUUCUGGGACUGGGUAGGAGGCCGAUAUAGUGUUUGCAGUGCUGUUGGUGUGCUGCCUUUAUCUCUCCAAUAUGGUUUCUCAGUUGUUGAGAAGUUCCUGAAGGGAGCUUCAAGCAUUGAUCAACAUUUCUAUUCAGCACCAUUUGAGAAGAACAUACCUGUGCUUUUAGGUUUGUUGAGUGUAUGGAACGUUUCAUUUCUUGGAUAUCCUGCAAGAGCAAUCUUACCAUACUCCCAAGCCCUGGAGAAGUUUGCCCCACAUAUCCAACAGGUUAGCAUGGAGAGUAAUGGAAAGGGCGUCUCAAUUGAUGGUGUGCCACUUCCAUUUGAGGCUGGUGAAAUUGAUUUUGGUGAGCCAGGAACAAAUGGUCAGCACAGCUUUUACCAACUAAUUCACCAGGGUCGUGUUAUUCCUUGUGAUUUUAUUGGUGUUGUAAAGAGUCAGCAACCUGUGUACCUGAAAGGUGAAGUGGUGAGUAACCACGAUGAGCUCAUGUCUAACUUCUUUGCACAGCCAGAUGCUCUUGCUUAUGGAAAGACCCCAGAACAAUUGCAAAAUGAGAAUGUUCCCCAGCAUCUUAUUCCUCACAAGACGUUCUCUGGCAACCGGCCUUCUUUGAGCCUUCUGCUUCCAUCACUGAAUGCUUAUAAUAUUGGACAGUUGUUGGCAAUCUAUGAACAUAGAAUUGCUGUGGAAGGUUUUGUAUGGGGUAUCAAUUCUUUUGACCAGUGGGGAGUCGAGUUAGGGAAGUCAUUGGCAUCCCAAGUCCGAAAGCAACUUAAUUCAGCUCGAACGAAGGGAAAACCAGUUGAAGGAUUUAACUACAGCACUACUACUUUGUUAAAGAGAUAUCUGGAGGUAUGGCUAAGCAUUUGGGCACAAAGCCAUGCACAUAGAGUUGUACCAGCCAUUAUAACUUCUAAUAAGCUCAUAAGUUUUCUAUUGAUUUCUAGUAGCUAUCUUUUUAAAGAUCUCAUUCAAAAUAAACAAUGAUAUGUAGGCACUACUGGUACCAUUGUCCAAUCAUUUUUAGGGUUGUUGGAUAGUUUAUUACCCCUUGCUCAGGCCUGGUGGCUGGAACACUUCAGAAGCCCAUGAUGAACCAAUAGAAAAGACUUGGACCGUCAAAUUCACAAUGCUCUUUUGGAAAGUCUGCAAAACAAUGCAUUCAUUUCUUAAAAUUGGAUGUUUCUAAUGUUGGGUAGGAUCAAUUAAGUUAUGGAUUCGUUCCCAUCUGGAAUCUUAUGCGAUCUCAUGCAUGUUUUGUGAUAUCUGUGCAUGGUUCAUAAUUUCACACUUGUCUGCAUUUGACUGUAGCAAAGAUCUAGAAUCUGAGAGAGCCUUUAUAAGCAUUAAAUUUGAAAACUUGACACAUGGGGCUUGCAUUUUCAUUGGUUCAAGAUCCAUGAUCGAUUAAUCGGUUCUUGGUGGAGUAUUCAGCUUGUUUUGAUGAUUGUCACAUUUAAUUUCUUCAAUUUCUUGGGAGGGUGAAUGGAACUGAUUUGUAAAUGCAUGCCUCCUGUGAAGUGAAGAAUAAGGUGCUUAUAAACCUCUCUACUUUAGUUUCCAGAAAAGUUUAAUCCAAGCCUUUAUUCUUCUGACAAUGUUAAUUUAUUUCUUCCUUGGCAGGCAAGUUCGGAUAUUCCUUCUGAUCCUUGCACCCUUCUACCACAGAUGUAACUGUUUUGUGUUUUGGUUGUUGUUCUCUCAACUCAAGUUUAUCUAUGGAUGCUGCUAAUCCAUAAUCCGCAACCGAGUUUUUUGACCAUUCUGAAGUUCAUUUGCCUUGAAUUCUUCACACUGCAUAAUUUUGACUUGUAUUAUCCUCACAAUUUUCCAUGUUCCUAAUUUGGUAAUUUCCUGCUUUUGGUUA
This is a messenger RNA of Vitis vinifera (wine grape), 2865 nucleotides long. RefSeq names its product glucose-6-phosphate isomerase. Lineage: Eukaryota; Viridiplantae; Streptophyta; Magnoliopsida; Vitales; Vitaceae. The coding region runs from base 195 to 1985 and encodes 596 amino acids. Gene Ontology annotation, biological process: glycolytic process; gluconeogenesis; glucose 6-phosphate metabolic process. Gene Ontology annotation, cellular component: cytosol. The transcript is spliced from 23 exons. Gene Ontology annotation, molecular function: monosaccharide binding; carbohydrate derivative binding; glucose-6-phosphate isomerase activity. The record is from RefSeq and is a predicted model, not a curated record.